Messenger RNA from Echinococcus granulosus, 423 nucleotides. RefSeq names its product 60S ribosomal protein L23. Gene Ontology annotation, biological process: translation. Lineage: Eukaryota; Metazoa; Platyhelminthes; Cestoda; Cyclophyllidea; Taeniidae. Gene Ontology annotation, cellular component: ribosome; cytosolic large ribosomal subunit. The coding region runs from base 1 to 423 and encodes 140 amino acids. Gene Ontology annotation, molecular function: structural constituent of ribosome; large ribosomal subunit rRNA binding. The record is from RefSeq and is a predicted model, not a curated record. The transcript has 3 exons.
AUGUCGAAGCGUGGACGCGGUGGUUCUUCCGGAGGGAAGUUCCGAAUCACCCUUGGUCUUCCCACCGGUGCGGUUAUGAACUGCGCUGACAACACUGGGGCCAAGAAUCUCUAUGUGAUUGCAGUCUUUGGUGUCCGAGGUCGCCUCAAUCGGCUGCCAUCGGCAGCCACUGGGGACUGCGUGGUUUGUUCAGUGAAGAAGGGCAAACCGGAGCUCCGCAAGAAGGUGUGGCAAGCUGUAGUAAUACGUCAACGGAAGGCGUUUCGUCGAAAGGAUGGAACCUUUAUAUACUUCGAAGACAACGCGGGCGUAAUAGUGAAGUCCAAUGGUGAAAUGAAAGGCUCUGCUAUCACCGGUCCUGUGGCGAAGGAGUGUGCUGAUAUGUGGCCAAAGAUCGCCUCUAGUGCUGGAUCUAUCCAUUGA